AGAGCUUUACUAGACUGACUCAGAGAGAGACAGACUGUAGUCUCAGAGAGAGAGAGAGAGAGAGAGCUUUACUGGAUUCAGCAGGAACAACAGAUGGUCUACAAUGGAAGUGUAUGUCUCCAGUAGUGGUUGAGGAGGUGGUCUGUCCGCACGCAGCAUCCCACCCCCAGCAUGGAUGAUCCUCCUGGGCCACAACCACCAUACUCUUCCUCCCAUCUCACUGGCUCCACCACCACCACCUCUCCUCCUCCUCCUCCACCACCAAGUCUCUGAGGCUGAGUAAACCUAGCCGGGCCUCCACCACCCCACCACCCAGACCCAACCACCCCACCACCACAUUGGGUCUUCAGACCUAGGCAGCCCACCAUCACCCCACCACCCAGACCCAACCACCCCACCACCCAGACCUAGCCAGCCCGCCAUCACCCCACCACCCAGCCCACCACCACCCCACCACCCAGACCUAGCCAGCCCACCACCACCCCACCUCUCUGUCACCAUGACACACAUGGACUACGAAUACACCCUGCUGGGUUCCCCGAUGGAGGACUACAGGAAGAGACCUCUGAAACUACAGGUGGACGACAGCCCCAUGAGCCUGUUUGCCAUUCUGGAGGUGAAACGUGACCCUCUCCACCGACUCUGGCCGUGGUGCACCCUGGGAUGUGGUACGAGCACCCUGACCUGCUUCAGGAAGGUUAAACUGUACAGCUUCCUGUUCGGCCUCACCGUCAUGUUCCUCAUCAUGGCUUCCUAUAUCCUCACUGGGGACAAGAAGGGCCUCCUCUUGACCCCGUCCCCAUAUCAUUUCUCUAUGGUCCCUAACUCGGGGUCCGGAGCUGGGCCCUACCCCUUUAAUGUGUCUUCUGCCAAGGACUAUGCUACCAUUAAACUUAUGGUGAAGAGCAUAGCGUCCAAGGUGGAGUUCAGUUCUACUAGACAGCUGCCAGAACGCAAGGCACUAAUACACAGUGAGCCACAUAUGUUUUCCGUUAUCCCCCACAAGUUUCUUCCCAACGUCAAGAACCCUUGUUGGUACGAGGAACACACUGGGAAUAUCACCAGGGACCCUUACAGGACAAACCUUUACGCCCGGUACUCCCACCGCUUCAGAACCGUGUUUGAGUACCUGAGGAAGGCUUUCCGAGAACACUUGUACCGCCGCGGGGGGAAAUACUACCGCAUGCGUUGCCUACCUUACUUCUACAUCAUAGGCCAGCCUAAGUGUGGCACCACAGACCUGUAUGAUAGGCUGCAGCUGCACCCGGAGGUUAGGUUCACCACUUUCAAAGAGCCUCACUGGUGGACCAGGAAAAGGUUUGGUAUAAUCCGUCUGAGUGAGGGAUUCCAUGACCGUUACCCAGUAGAAGACUAUUUGGAUCUGUUUGACCUGGCAGCCUAUCAGAUUCAAGACAACCUGAUGGGAAACGCCCACUCCGGAGCCCCAGAGCAACACAACAUCAUCAUAGGAGAGGCCAGUGCGUCCACCAUGUGGGACAACAAUGCCUGGGCGUAUUUCUAUGACAACUCGACUGAGGCGGAGGUGGAGCCACCCUUCCUCAUCCAGGACUUUAUCCACACCCUUCAGCCUGACGCAAGGUUCAUCGUCAUGCUCAGAGACCCUGUAGAGAGGUUGUACUCCGACUAUCUCUACUUUGGGAUCACUAAUAAGUCUGCGGAGGAUUUCCAGGACAAGGUGUCAGAGUCUCUCCAGCUGUUUGAAGGGUGCCUGACAGAGUACACCAUGCGCUCCUGUGUGUACAACACUACGCUCAACAACGCCAUGCCAGUCAGGUUGCAGGUGGGCCUGUACAUAGUCUACAUACAAGACUGGUUGACAGUCUACAGUAGAGAACAGAUUCUGGUCCUACGGCUUGAAGAUCACGCUUCCAACAGGAAAUACACAAUGCACAAAGUCUUUGACUUCCUCAACUUGGGUCCGUUGACGGUGCAGAAGGAAGCGGAGAUCACUAAAAGUCCCGCCUCCAACACACGGCGGCCAGCAGAUAAGAACCUAGGACCCACUCCCGUAACCAAGGAGAUACUGAGGGACUUCUACACUCCAUUCAACAUGAAACUGGCCAAGGUGCUCCGCAAUGACUCCUUCAGAUGGGACAACUAUUCAAAACUCAUAUAAAGACUUUUUUUAAUGGGGAAACCAUUCAAAACUCAUAUAAAUACUUUUUUUUAAUGGGGAAACCAUUCAAAACUCAUGUCAAGACUUGUUUUAAUGGGGAAACCAUUCAGAGCUCAUAUAAAGAUUUGUUUUAAUGUGGAAACCAUUCAGCACUCGAAUAUCCCAGUCAAUGUUCCAUCCACAUUUUUUGGGGCACUGUGCAAAUUUCCGGUCUGCUGAGCGCAAACUUGAACUUUGUGAAAAUUCUGUGCAACUUCCAGCGUGCGUUCACUGUGAAUACUGAGGCUGUACCCGCUUUAAGUUACAGUUUUACUGUGAACACUGAGGCUGUACCCGCUUUAAGUUACAGUUUUAACAGUGACCAAGUAGGCUACUGUGGCUAUUUGUUCAUAAUGUAGGUCCACCAGAGUGGCCUACUAUCAAAACAAUGGAGAAAAAUGCAUCCCAUAACAUGUUAAUAACAUGGAAAUAACUGUUCUAUCAUUCAGCCUACAGUAGCAGCCAAUGUGUGGUGUUCAAUGUCUACAUUCCAUCAGACUUUUGAAGAGAAAAAACAUGCAGUAUUUGACAUUAACCUGUUGAUCCACUUGUCCUUCAGACAUGGAGGUGACUGAAAAUGUUGUUGUGUUGUUUGAUGCAAGAAACCACUUUCCAAAAUAAAAUCCAUUAUUAUUCCCAUACCAUUAUUACAGAGAAUAAGACAAAUUAUGCUACCCUCUGCCUAUUGGCUGCUGAGCUUAUUCAAGCCUGUCUCAAAAUACAACACUGCCCCUUUAAGAAAACAAAAAAAAGCUCUUUACCUGACUCCCUUUUCCAAAGAUGUCUAGAAAUGUACACAUUUUGUGCUCUUGUUGGAAGCAAUCACUCCCCUAUUUCUGACUACAAAUGGGCUAAUAUCUCACUAACUGGCAAAGGAUAUGAACAAAAUGGGCACACAUGGAUAAAUGCAGCUCUUGCUUUAACCUCAGAACAAGCGCAUCCACUCACGACCGCUCAUGCUGUAAACACAGUCCAGUUCAAAGUCAAUGGCACAGAUCCAUAUAUGGCAAUGGUCUAUUUGCAUAUAGGCCUACUGCAGCUCUGAUUGUUUAUGCUACACUGGUCCGUGUAGAGUACGGUCUGAGUUGUGCGUGUCAAUACAAUAGAAUCGUGGAAGAAGUUUGGAACCACCAAGACUCUUCCUAGAGUUGGCCGCCCGUCAAAACUGAGCAUUCGGGGGAGAAGGGCCUUGAUCAGGGAGGUGAACAAGAACCCAAUGGUCACUCUGACAGAGCUUUAGAGUUCCUCUGUGGUGAUGGGAGAAUCUUCCAGAAGGACAACCAUCUCUGCAGCUCUCCACCA
Salmo salar (Atlantic salmon) is the source of this 3478-nucleotide messenger RNA. Lineage: Eukaryota; Metazoa; Chordata; Actinopteri; Salmoniformes; Salmonidae. The record is from RefSeq and is a predicted model, not a curated record.